Messenger RNA from Mytilus trossulus (common blue mussel), 2469 nucleotides. RefSeq lists its product as uncharacterized. The transcript has 7 exons. Lineage: Eukaryota; Metazoa; Mollusca; Bivalvia; Mytilida; Mytilidae. The coding region runs from base 251 to 1873 and encodes 540 amino acids. Gene Ontology annotation, molecular function: cysteine-type deubiquitinase activity. Gene Ontology annotation, biological process: protein deubiquitination. The record is from RefSeq and is a predicted model, not a curated record.
UGAUAAAAUCAGGAUUAUGACCUUGUAGUUCACAAUCAUACACAUUCAAGUUUUGAAAUCGACAAUUGUCAUCGUCAUUCUGAAGCACAGGUUCAAACAAAAAUCAGUCCGGCAGUGGGCGGAGCUUUAAAGCGAUAGCGAUAUCUGUAGGGCUGUAUCUGUAUAGUAGGAUACCUAAUUGCAGGAUAAAAGCAAAAAAAAAAACCAAAUAUUUACCGACACAAAAGACUGGGAGAAUUCAAGCGAAUACAUGACAAUGAGUGUAUCAGGACCUGACGUUGGUUUCACAGACUUUACAGGUCUCGGGAAAGGGCAUAGAGGAUACGCCCAUACUCUUACAUCCUUAUUUAAUCAAUGUGACUUUGGUACAGGGGAAACCCAUCGUCACACUAUUAGCUUCAAAGAAGCAUCGAAGAGACUCAGGAAGCAAAUGACGGAAUCUUUUGAAUAUAUAGAAAUACAAACAAGUAGGAUGGUUAAAGAAUUUAAAAUUGGUAAAACACAUGUUUGCUCGCAGAAUGCAAUUAAUUUCAAUCCAACACAGCCGUCCACUUGGGCCACCUAUGGAGGAUUACCUCUGAGUUGGGAAAAUUAUAAAAAGAAAGGAUUUGACGGAAUGAUCGCGUUGGGUUGUGUUAUAAAGGAUAUUAUUCCCAAAGUUAUUCGCGAAACCAAUAAAGCCUUGGAAAUGAAUUCUCAUAGUUAUGCAGCUGGAUUAGCACAGUCCUUGGUACAGUAUUACCUUCUACAAAAUCCUGAUGACAGGUUACGAAGUGUGACGGUUGAGGAUCUGGGAAACAAGAGUGGAAAAGACAAACUUGGUUCCCCAGCUAGUGUAAUAUAUGUAGCAUAUAAACUAGAACCUAAGACCAUCAAUGCGUUGCAGGAGUUUGAAAUAAAGAUCGAACCUGAUGAUUUCAUAGUUAAUCAGUCAGCCAUAGAUCUAUUAGAAAAGAAACUGUCAGAUGAAGGUUUAUACUUCCGUGGUGACAUAUCGAUUGAUGGUAACUCGUUUUUCCGAUCAUGCAGUGACCAACUUGAAAGAUUAGAAAUGCCGUCCAUGGACCAUACUGAACUAAGACAGAAGAUUGCUCAGCAAUUGAGAGGGAUGCCGACAGGACAAAUUUAUGAUGCACAUUUUACAAAUGAAGAAUGGAACAUAUUUAUUAAGAAGAUCGCCGAAGAUGGGGAACACAUUGAAGAUGUUGUUGUGGAAAAAAUGGCAAAGCUAUUAAAAAAGAAAAUAGUCAUAUAUUCACUAUCCUAUGCCAAUGAAAUUAGUAAAAAGUCAAUUAAUGACGAGGCAUCCGGGACUCCUUUGUUACUUGGAAAGGAGAAAGGUUAUUACACAAGUCUUGAAAGUAAGGACAAACAGAAAGCAUGUCAAAAGAGACCAGCGAAGAAUGUUCAAUUUGCUGACGAUGUGUCACUUGCUAAACAGCCAAAACAAGAACAGGAAGUAGACAGGAACGCAGAAGUGGCAUCUAGUGGAAAAGUUAAACUAGACAAGGAUUCUCACAAGUCUACACCAGUGAAGAUACUACAAGCGGGACCAUCAACUGAAGGAGCGUCAACUAAAACAAACACAAAUCAAGUCAAUACACCAACGAAGAAAAUAACCAAAGAUGAAAAGUUAUUGAUACUACGCUGUUACCAUGCAUUAGAGGUGAAAGACUGGGAUACAUUGGCUGAAAUGGUGUACACUAAAAGACACGAAAAAUUAUCACGUGAAAUAGUUCAUCAUUAUGAACAAAAUUUAGAUCUGAAGACAACGCUAAAGAGCAGAAUAAAAGAUUACGUAACGAGAGUUAAAAAAGACAAAGGAAAAAACGUGAAGGACCCAGAUGUAAAGGCUUUAAUACAACUGAUUUGAUUGCUCACUUAUGAAUUUCGUAUACAGAAAAAAUGCAUUCAAUACGCCAUAUAUUUGUAUAUGCACAGACAAUCUUCCGAAACAUUAUAUCCUGAUGAAUUUUCGGAAUGAUAUUUAAUUCAAAAAUGUGUCCAAUUCCUUGAGGUGUUUCAUUUUUAUAGAACUCAUGAUUGUUUCGCUUUACUUAAGUUCAGUGUAUUUUAUUGCAUAGUGUUGUUAUAUUGCAUAGUUUCAUUUAGUCAUGCAAGUUCAAAUUGCUUGCAUUGUUUUGUAAUUUAAUAUGAUUCAUGUUUCUUAAAUCAUCAUUUUAGUUAAGGUCAUUGUUUCGCAUUUUUAAUACUUUAUAUAAUAUAUAUUUUAGUUUAUUUGAUUACGUCGCUUUGCUUAUAUUUUAAUAUCAUUCAGGUUGCAGUCUUGUAAUUGACUGCUCAAUAGGCUUGCAUGCAAAACAGCUGAUCUUUGAAAAGAAGAAAAACAAAUGCUAAAUAGAAAAAAAUAGUCCAUGUACAUAUCAUGUAUGUACUAAUGUAAUAUUGUGAUGUAAUCGAAAAAAAGUGGGUCAUGCCACGAAGAAUAAAAAGUUACGUAACCCCGAA